AUGGAUUCUUCAGCUGUUGUUGGAGAUCAGCCUCUUUUUAAUGAAUCAGCAAAUGUGCCUGACGUAACUGCAGUUACUAUUUCGUAUCUAUUAUGUAUUUUUGGUAGUUUUUUGUCAGUUCUCAUAAUGUUUGGAAACCUACUUGUAAUAAUCUCUAUAGCUUACUUCAAACAGCUCCACACUCCUACAAACUACUUGAUGCUCUCUCUGGCUGUGGCUGACCUGCUAGUUGGACUUUUCAUCUUGCCUUUCAGUGUCAUGCUCUUUGUCAGCUCAUAUCAGCAUCUGCAUGGUUUACUUUGUAAGGUACGAGGCAGUUUAGAUGUGAUAUUGGUCACUUCUUCCAUUUGGAGCUUGUGCUGCAUUUCUCUUGACAGAUAUUACGCAGUGUGUCAGCCUCUGAGAUACAGAACUAAAAUAAAUGUCCGUGUCGUUUGGAUCAUGAUUCUGGUGUCCUGGACUAUUUCCACUCUAAAUGGAAUUAUUUUCACUUUAAUGGCCCCGGACAAAGGACAAGAAAAUAAGUGUGCUGCAUUUCAAGCUAAAUCAGAGAGUAUUACAGUAUGUGCAUCUGUUCUGUUUACGUUUGGCUUCCCAGCUGUAACAAUGUUUUCAAUCUACCUUAAGAUUUUGAUGGUGGCACAGAAACAGGCACGUAUCAUUGUUAGCAUGGAUAAAUCUAAUGCAAAUGUCAGUAAAAUGGAGAGAAAGGCGACAAAAACUCUCGCUAUUGUGGUGGGGGUUUUUCUCAUGAGUUGGACGCCUUACUUUCUGUCUAUCAGCUUUCAUCCUUUGAGCAAUUAUGCAAUACCACUUCAUGUACUUCAGUCAUUUAAGUGGCUUGGAUGGUCAAAUUCAAUGUUUAAUCCAUUUGUUUAUGCUUUUUUUUACAGCUGGUUUCGAUCAGCUUUCAGGAUGAUCAUUACAGGGAAAAUAUUUACAGAUGACAUUUCUAAUUCUAAACUCUUUUGA
Solea solea (common sole) is the source of this 972-nucleotide messenger RNA. RefSeq names its product trace amine-associated receptor 1-like. Gene Ontology annotation, cellular component: membrane. NCBI's taxonomy places the organism in Eukaryota, Metazoa, Chordata, Actinopteri, Pleuronectiformes, Soleidae. Gene Ontology annotation, biological process: G protein-coupled receptor signaling pathway. Bases 1 to 972 code for a protein of 323 amino acids. The transcript has a single exon. The record is from RefSeq and is a predicted model, not a curated record. Gene Ontology annotation, molecular function: trace-amine receptor activity.